This is a messenger RNA of Elgaria multicarinata webbii, 4245 nucleotides long. RefSeq names its product TIA1 cytotoxic granule associated RNA binding protein (gene TIA1). The coding region runs from base 169 to 1347 and encodes 392 amino acids. NCBI's taxonomy places the organism in Eukaryota, Metazoa, Chordata, Lepidosauria, Squamata, Anguidae. Gene Ontology annotation, molecular function: RNA binding. The transcript has 13 exons. The record is from RefSeq and is a predicted model, not a curated record.
GUCGGCCGGCCCGGGCCUCUCUGCCCGCCAGCGCCAUCUUGAGAGGACGAGCGGCGGGUUUGUUGUCCGUCGCGGCUACGUGAGGCCUUCCUCGCGCGUGGACUCGGCCCACGGGUCAGCGCGGUGGAUCUCGCCUGGCUGGGGGGCUGACGAGGAGUUGCCGCGGCCAUGGAGGACGAAAUGCCCAAGACGCUGUAUGUUGGGAAUCUAUCAAGAGAUGUUACCGAAGCUCUCAUUCUCCAGCUGUUCAGCCAGAUUGGACCAUGCAAAAACUGCAAAAUGAUAAUGGAUACGGCUGGAAAUGAUCCGUAUUGUUUUGUGGAGUUCUAUGAGCAUCGUCACGCAGCUGCAGCUUUAGCAGCUAUGAAUGGACGGAAGAUAAUGGGUAAGGAGGUCAAAGUGAACUGGGCAACAACCCCCAGCAGCCAGAAGAAAGAUACCAGCAGUAGUACCGUUGUCAACACACUGCGUUCACAAGACCACUUCCAUGUCUUUGUUGGAGACCUCAGCCCAGAAAUUACAACUGAAGAUAUAAAAGCAGCGUUUGCACCAUUUGGAAGAAUAUCGGAUGCUCGAGUUGUUAAGGAUAUGGCAACAGGAAAAUCUAAAGGAUAUGGUUUUGUUUCUUUCUUCAAUAAAUGGGAUGCAGAAAAUGCAAUUCAGCAGAUGGGGGGACAGUGGCUUGGUGGAAGACAAAUCAGGACUAACUGGGCAACACGCAAACCUCCAGCUCCAAAGAGUACAUAUGAGUCAAAUGCCAAACAGCUUUCCUAUGAUGAUGUUGUAAAUCAGUCCAGCCCAAGCAACUGCACGGUGUACUGUGGUGGGGUUACUUCAGGACUAACAGAACAGCUGAUGCGUCAAACAUUUUCUCCAUUUGGGCAGAUAAUGGAAAUUCGAGUCUUCCCAGAUAAAGGGUACUCCUUUGUACGGUUCAAUUCUCAUGAAAGUGCUGCACAUGCAAUUGUUUCAGUCAAUGGCACAACUAUAGAAGGGCAUGUUGUGAAAUGUUAUUGGGGCAAAGAAACGCCAGAUAUGAUAAGUCCAAUUCAACAGCAGAAUCAAGUGGGAUAUCCACCGCCUUAUGGGCAGUGGGGCCAAUGGUAUGGAAAUGCACAACAGAUUGGCCAGUACAUGCCAAAUGGCUGGCAAGUCCCUGCGUAUGGAAUGUAUGGACAGGCAUGGAAUCAGGGAUUUAGUCAGACACAAUCUUCUGCAGCAUGGAUGGGCGCAAAUUACGGUGUACCACCCCCUCCACCACCACCCCCGCCACCACCCCAAGGGCAAAAUGGAAGUGUUCUAACUAGUCAAACUGGAUAUCGGAUGGCAGGUUUUGAAACACAGUGAGACAGACAGAGAAGGACUCUGGAAUAGAACAACUGGUGGCUUUGAGGCUAUAUGGAGCAUUGUAAAUCCUUUUGUUUACUUUAAAAAAUCUAUCCAAUCAAGUCAGUGCAAAAGUCAAACAGUAUUUAUUUUUAAUCAUGAAACUUUGUUGUCCACAUUUUUUAAAAAAACACACACAGGAAAUACUAGAUGCUGGAUAUCUGCCAACUUUUGCCUUCUUUUCCUCUUUUGAGAUGUGUUUCUUAAAGAUCUUUGUUUGAAACACAACUAAUGCAGGGAUUUCUGCCACUUUUAGAUUGCGGCAGAAAAUUGCACAAUAUCAAAACUUUUUUUUUCCACUGAAGUAGUGUGCAGUUCUAGUUUGCAUUCCUAGUAUGACUUAAAAUGUAUAUGAAAGAAGUUGUACAAAAGAAAAAAAACACGCCAAAACUGUGUGAAUUCUGAAGGUUUGUUGUGAUCUUCAGCGUGUGCACAAUUCUGUUUUAAAGAGAGCCUAUUGUAUAAAGUGUCCAUCUCCUCACUUUUGUUAUACUGGGGUUUCAAAUAUAACUUAUUGGUUUACAUUAUUUUGUAUCUAGACAUUUUUCAAAAAGUGGUUUUUGCCUUACUGUCAGCUAUUAAAUUAUUAACUAGGAGUGGCGAUGGGGAAGUCAUAAUUGACCUAAAUAGUUGUACAGAGCUCUCGGCUGGAUCCAACUCUUCAUGUUGUUGUUGCUAUUGUUAGAUAUGAGAAGGUGCCUGGGAAAUCCCUGUUGGAUUUACUCAAAGAUCUUUAUCUUCACUGAUGAACUUCAACCCAGUUUCAGAUAUUAAAAAUGUGACACAUUCUUAUGAACCAGCUUUUUUAAAUCUGUCAGUUUUUACAUUUACAUGUAUCCUUUAUCAUGUAAACUAUUUUAGCAAAUUAAUAUUUUUCACAAAAGUUGGUCAGCUUUUGUAUGUCUCCUUCUUUGAAAGGGUAAGAGGCAGAGAGAUUUACGUGAAUUAUGAGUACGAUUUAAGCUUUGGCUUUUGCAUGUGAAUAUCAAAUACACUGUUAGACUUUGAAUAAACAGUCAUGCUCUCAUUUUUCAGAGAUAUGUAGAGAAUACAUUGGUCUUAACUGUUAGCAACUUUUUGCUCGAGUGGAGUAAGUGACUUGAUUUAGCAUGUACAGGUAGAGCUAUGAAAUCAUGUAGCAUUACAUGAAUCAGGCCAGGAGUAUGAGAAAUGCUCCAGUUAAGCCCGAAGGACCAGCUGGAUAAAGCAGUUUGAAUUUUUCAGAGGCCAAAAAAUCUCGCUAUCCUACCUCCUUGACUAGCCUUCAGAGAGUGCAAAAAAAGAAAAGAAAAAGAAAACUACCCCUAGGUGUAGUAUUUAUUUAUCCCUGUUAAUGUCUGGGCAUGUGGAGGUGUUUCGUUCUUUGUUCUGCAUUGGUUGUAGUGGAGCAACUUACCAACAAAUUCCUGAGCUUAUGCUAUACAGAGUGUCCUGUGACAAUGUAUUUUAUGAAAAGAAGUGACCUGCUGAGAGACUAGAGAGCUAGCUUUGGAACUGUUGGUUCUAUUUGUCUUGAUUUCGACCCCUCUGUCUUUGGGGGUGUUUUUUUUGUUUUGGGUGGGUGGGGAGUUUUGGGAAGCUGUUCUAAAUUUUGAAAGCUUGUAUGGAAUCUUAGGGAAAGAAGAAAAGACAAAAGAAAGCCUAUAAUGAGAAAACAUCUUGUCCCCAAAUAUGUUAACAACUGACAUUCUGAAAAGUACGGUGUGCCAGCUGGCUCGAAAUUUUAGGUAUCAGUUAAGUGGAGCUGUGUUAAUAACAUCAGUUGUUACCUGUAGACAGAGCCUGACCUCGAAAUAUUUAAAAAAUAAAGCAUGCCCCAAAGACACCUUUAACUCCAUAGAUUUUUCUCAUUUAUGUAUCCAUGCUGCCUUUUAAAUUUGCAAAAAAAGAAAAAAACCAUAUCUAAUUUCUGCUUACCACCUCUGCUUGUAAAAUUCUUUGAAAAGAGGACAUGAAUAGGUUUGAGGUGAGUUUGGUGCCGCAUUGGAAUUUCUAUGUGUAAUUUCAACAAUAGAACUGCCCAGGUUUGGUCUGCUUAAAUAAAAUUUCUUUCACUUGAACAGUCUGAGAUCCUAUUACCCAGUUUUAAAAAAGAAGCUUUUUGUAUCAUCAGUGCUGAUUGCUGUCCUUGGGCUUUUCUCUUUAUUUGAAUACCCAGGAAGAAUGUCAGUCCAUGACAACUAAAGCUUUGAUACAUUUCAAAAACAUGAGUUCUUUGAAUGGAUAAAGCAAAAGGGAGAAGUAAUGGCAUUUCAGUAUUAUUUAAGAGGCUUGAAAGUUCUGAAGAUUCUCAGUUAGACUUCAAAAUAUGAUGACAAAAAUAAAUUGAUGGGGCCCUUUAAACUCUGCAAUGUUCAUAGCUAAGCUAGUUCUGUUUGUUAGUUUACUGGAGGUUACUCCUAACUUCUGCUACAUGAGCCAGAGUAAAAACUGUUUAGUAGAAGCUGAUCAAGUGCCAGCUUUAUUGGGGUGUCCUUCCUUUGCUGUAACUAGUCUACAGUGUCCCUAAAGAAAAAUAGGUCAACUCGAGCCUAUUCCUUCCCAUUGUUGCCCCUUUCCUUACUUUUAGUUUAAGCAUCUGCCAGGCCUUUCAGUUUAAAAAGGGACCUUUCUUAAUACGAAAUGUGUAAAUGCCCUAUACAGAUCUCAAAGGAGGAGGAUGCUGCCUGGGGUGUUUGGUUUGGGUUAUUUUGUUUUUAUUUUUCAAAUAGCAGCCCAUUUUUGUGUCUGUAUAAACAUUGAAAAGCUUCAUUUGAACUAAUGUAUUUUGAUACUUGUGUUUAGAAGUUCAAAAACUUCACUCCAGAAGCCGUGACUUUUGAAAGCCAUUAAGAUGUUAAUAAAAGAUGUGAGCUUGCA